Molecule: messenger RNA, 1359 nt
Organism: Ogataea haglerorum
Lineage: Eukaryota; Fungi; Ascomycota; Pichiomycetes; Pichiales; Pichiaceae
Exons: 1
Coding region: 1-1359 (452 amino acids)
Molecular function (GO): protein binding
Source: RefSeq, a predicted model, not a curated record
AUGUCCUCGCUAGCUGUGUCAUACAACUUUCGGACAUUCAAGUGCAAAGCUGGUCCUUCUAAAAUUCUCAAUGACGUUCUCAUAGAAAGCUGCACGCACUUCAAGCUCGAGCCGAGCCAAUUCGCUCUCAAGCACGGCAGCCAGCUGCUGGAUCUGUCUUUGCCCUUGAGGCUGGCCAAUCUGCCCCAGGGCUGCAAACUGGAACUUGUGAAUGCACCACGGGACACGAAAUCUACUGGAGGAGGCUCGGUUGUGAUAAAACUACAAAUAAUGGCUCCAGAGGGCGAUUCGACUUUUGUUCUGCCUCCGCCCUCCCAGUUGGUUAAGGAAUGCGACAGCGAUAAGAGCAUUGAGGAGGUUUUGCAGGAUUUUGAGAAAAGCCUGAAUAUACAACUGCUACACAGAGAGGCAAUUGGAGAGUGCAAGUACACUUACGAACCAAUUGUCCAGAGCAUGAGUAAGACGAUGACAGGAACGUCUGAGCUCAAGCACUCCCUGAGGUCGUUAGGUCUUGUCGGCGGAAAUCACACGCUGAGGCUGAGAUUCAAGGCUGAAAAACAUGACGUAUGCAAACCACAUCUGACCGCGCGUACUGCCUCAGUUGAGGAUAAAGGCGAGAGUCAGAGCUCCGAACACCAGGCAGCACUUUCCGAGGAAGAACCGUCGCUAGUGUCAGACUCCAACCCAAUUCAAGUGUACGUCCCAAAAACAGAACACAGCGAAGACGAGCACGUUGAUGAGUCCGUCUACGACAUGUCUAUUGAGCAGGCGAGACUCUACCAAUCGCUGCUUGCCAAAAGAGCACAUCCAAAUAAACAGAUGAUGAGCAAAAGACAGCGCGAGCAGCUUGCUCCUGAAAAGCCGGCGGUGGAAGAGUGCAUAAUCAGGAUCAAGUUCCCGGACUACACUCAAGUGCAACUUGUUAUGCAGCCUGAUCAUACUCUAGGAGAUCUUUAUAAUGUGCUCUCUUCAAAAAUAGUUCACAUGACGCAAGCCCAGAGAGAAAAGCCGCGUCCAGUAUUUCAGCUGCAUACAGCCUAUCCUGGGCAUCCGAUCCUCACUAGCGCAGACGAUUUCGAAAAAGAGCUCGUGAAAGACUGUCAAUUUGCACACCGUUCGCUUCUCGUGUACCGGGACGACUUCAAACGCUCGCAGUACGUGAAAGACGAAUACUUGGAGACUGCCAAGGGGUUGGACGAGCUGGAGGAGGUUAAAAUCAGCAAGAAAGAAGCCGAGACGACGGAAACCGAAGCCAGUAAAGCCAGUACCGCACCGAAAGCUGAAACACCCGCGCCAACGCCGACUACUGCGCACAACACACGAAAAGUGCCAAAAUGGUUCAAGAUGGGGAAGAAAUGA